This is a messenger RNA of Chionomys nivalis (European snow vole), 6625 nucleotides long. Its product is annotated as histone demethylase UTY. Gene Ontology annotation, molecular function: RNA polymerase II cis-regulatory region sequence-specific DNA binding; histone H3K27me2/H3K27me3 demethylase activity; protein binding. The transcript is spliced from 26 exons. Gene Ontology annotation, biological process: heart development; regulation of gene expression. Bases 312 to 3875 code for a protein of 1187 amino acids. Gene Ontology annotation, cellular component: MLL3/4 complex. The record is from RefSeq and is a predicted model, not a curated record. Lineage: Eukaryota; Metazoa; Chordata; Mammalia; Rodentia; Cricetidae.
UGUAGCUGUUUUUGGUUCACACUGACCCUAUUACAACAACUUUAUGCAGAUACUAGGUAAGUUUGAUAGUCUAAGAAUUUCGGGUAGGUUCUAUAACAGAGCCUGCUUCCGGCUUCAUGUGAUCAACACCUGCUGGGUGAUGUGAACUAAUGGUAUCAGGAGCUUUCGCCUUUGCCUGGGAGUUUAUAGUGGCCUCAGCUGCGGCGAUAAAGUUGGCGUGGUAGUUUCAAGCUUCGAUUGAAGCAGUCAUUUCAAGAUUUGGACUGGUGGUGAAUGAGCGUGAACGUGGAACUUGAACACUUUGCUUUUCCAUGAAAUCAUACGGAUUGUCCCUUGCAACUGCUGCUGUCUUGGGUGAUGAGAAAAAGAAAAUGGCGGCGGAAACGGCGAGUAGCGAGGGCGACGAGGGGUCCUUUAAUCUCACAGUCGAAGAGAAGGAGGCGCUUUGUGGGCUGGAUAGCAGCUUUUUCGGGUUCUUAAGCCGACGCGAAGAUGGCGCUAGAACGAAGACGCUAUUGAACAAGGCUAUUCACUGCUACGAAUCUUUAAUAGUAAAAGCUGAAGGAAAAGUGGACUCUGAUUUCUUUUGUCAAUUAGGUCACUUCAAUCUCUUGUUGGAAGAUUAUUCAAAAGCAUUGUCAUCUUACCAGAGAUACUACAGUUUACAGACUGACUACUGGAAGAAUGCUGCCUUUUUAUAUGGUCUUGGUUUGGUUUACUUCUACUACAAUGCAUUUCAUUGGGCAACUAGAGCAUUUCAAGAUGUCCUUUAUGUUGACCCCAGUUUUUGCAGAGCCAAGGAAAUUCAUUUACGACUUGGUUUUAUGUUCAAAGUGAAUACAGAUUAUGAGUCUAGUUUAAAGCAUUUUCAGCUAGCUUUGAUAGACGGUAAUGCCUCUACUUUGUCCAGUGUGGAAAUUCAGUUUCACAUUGCUCAGUUAUAUGAAACCCAGCAGAAAUACCAUUUUGCAAAAGAAGCCUAUGAACAGCUUUUACAAAUUGAAAGCCUUCCAUCUCAAGUAAAAGCAACUAUAUUGCAACAGUUAGGUUGGAUGCACCAUAAUAUGGAUCUAGUAGGAGACAAGGUCACCAAGGAAAGGUAUGCUAUUCAGUAUCUCCAAAAGUCAUUGGAGGAAGAUCCUAAUUCUGGCCAAUCUUGGUAUUUCCUUGGAAGGUGCUAUUCAAGUAUUGGGAAAGUUCAGGAUGCCUUUGUAUCUUAUAGGCAAUCCAUUGAUAAAUCAGAAGCAAGUGCAGACACGUGGUGUUCAAUAGGUGUGCUCUAUCAACAGCAAAAUCAGCCUAUGGAUGCCUUACAGGCUUAUAUAUGUGCUGUACAGUUGGAUCAUGGACAUGCAGCAGCCUGGAUGGACUUAGGCAUUCUUUAUGAGUCCUGCAACCAACCUCAGGAUGCAAUUAAAUGCUACUUAAAUGCAACUAGGAGCAAAAGCUGUAGUCAUACAUCUGCACUUACAUCAAGAAUUAUGUUUUUACAGGCUCAGUUGUGUAAUCUUCCACAAGGUAAUCUACAGAAUAAAACUAAAUUACUUCCUAGUAUUGAGGAGGCAUGGAGCCUACCAAUCCCUGCAGAGCUUACCUCCAGGCAGGGUGCCAUGAACACAGCACACCAGGGUUUUGAUAAAGAUGAAAGUUUACAUUUGGCACUACAGAAUGAUGACCAGCCUCUAUUUCCCACUGGUUCCACACGAUAUCUCCAAGCAGAUAGCACUGGUAUUCAAAAUCAGAAUGAAAAUCAUGUUCUGCCUCAAAAUACAGAUACAAAGGGGGAUCCUCAAAACCAUUUCACUUUUCAUAUUGCUACCUCAGAAGAACAAAAGGGCACUAAUUGUACCAAAGAAAACAAGCAUUCAGGAAGUAGAUCACUGAGUUCUAAGUCAAGUAGACAAGGCACAUCUGAUACCUGUAUUAAUGUAAAGGAAGGUUCUAAUCAUGUUCAUCAGAUUCCAUCAGUUGCUAUCUCCAGUCCUAAAAAUGAAGAUUCUGUGCCAGCAAAUUUAAUAAUUGUAGACAGUCCUCAGCCUUCUGCCAUGGUUGGAGAAGUUAUUGACAGUAUAGGUACUGGGACUUGUGACAAAAUCAAUAAUGUUCAUCCAGCUGUUCUCAAAAAGCCUGAUAAUCUUGUUGCUUCUCCACCCUCUUCAGAAACACUUUUCCCAAAGUUCAGUGACAAGAUGCACAAACAUACUACCAGUUUUAUCAGUCCUCACAGUGGAUUACAUAAAAUUAAUGGAGAAGGCCAAGAAAACUCAGAGAGUUCUAUCAGUGUUAACCCUGGCCUCAGACCUAGACCUCAAAUCAUACCAUCAAUGUCUGUGUCCAUAUACUCAACUUCAACAGAAGUUCUGAAAGCAUGCAGGAAUCUCGGUAAAAAUGGUUUGUCUAAUAGUCAUAUUCUGCUGGAUUUAUGCCCACCUCCAAGACCACCAUCUUCACCAUACCCUCCAUUACCAAAGGAGAAGUUGAACCCACCCACUCCCAGUAUUUAUUUGGAAAAUAAGCGUGAUGCCUUUUUCCCUCCAUUACAUCAAUUUUGCAUCAACCCAAAAAACCCUGUCACAGUAAUUCGAGGCCUUGCUGGAGCUCUUAAGUUAGAUCUUGGACUUUUCUCUACCAAAACUUUGGUAGAAGCUAAUAAUGAGCAUAUGGUAGAAGUGAGGACACAAUUGUUGCAGCCAGCAGAUGAAAACUGGGAUCCCUCUGGAACAAAGAAAAUCUGGCGGUAUGAAAAUAAAAGUUCUCAUACAACAAUUGCUAAAUAUGCCCAGUACCAGGCCUGCUCCUUCCAGGAAUCAUUAAGAGAAGAAAAUGAAAGAAGAAUGCAAGCUAAAGAUUAUUCAGAUAUUGAAUCAACAUCUUCAGAGAAUUCUGGGAGGAAACGGAAAGGACCUUUUAAAACCAUAAAAUGUGGGAUUAACAUUGAUCUGUCUGAUAACAAAAAGUGGAAGUUGCAGUUACAUGAGCUGACUAAACUUCCUGCUUUUGUACGUGUUGUAUCAGCAGGAAAUCUUCUAAGCCAUGUUGGCUAUACCAUUUUGGGUAUGAACACAGUUCAACUAUGUAUGAAAGUUCCAGGGAGUAGAAUACCAGGUCACCAAGAAAAUAACAACUUCUGUUCUGUUAACAUAAAUAUUGGUCCAGGUGAUUGUGAGUGGUUUGUUGUACCUGAAGAUUAUUGGGGUGUUCUGAAUGAAUUCUGUGAAAAAAAUAAUUUGAAUUUCCUGAUGAGCUCAUGGUGGCCAAACCUUGAAGAUCUUUAUGAAGCAAAUGUUCCUGUGUAUAGGUUUAUUCAGCGACCUGGAGAUUUAGUUUGGAUCAAUGCAGGCACUGUCCAUUGGGUUCAGGCUAUUGGGUGGUGUAAUAACAUUGCCUGGAAUGUUGGUCCACUCACAGCUUUUCAGUAUAAAUUAGCAGUUGAACGGUAUGAAUGGAACAAGUUGCAAAGUGUCAAGUCAGUGGUACCUAUGGUUCACCUUUCAUGGAAUAUGGCACGAAAUAUCAAAGUAUCAGAUCCAAAACUUUUUGAAAUGAUUAAAUAUUGUCUCUUAAAAAUUCUAAAGCAAUGUCAGACUUUGAGAGAAGCUCUUGUUGCAGCAGGGAAAGAGGUUCUAUGGCAUGGGCGGAUAAAUGAUGAACCAGCCCCUUAUUGUAGUAUCUGUGAGGUGGAAGUAUUUAACUUGCUUUUUGUUACUAAUGAAAGCAAUUCUCAAAAGACAUAUAUAGUACAUUGUCAGAACUGUGCACGAAAAGCGAGUGGAAAUUUGGAAAAUUUUGUGGUGCUAGAACAGUACAAAAUGGAGGACUUGAUGCAAGUCUAUGACCAGUUUACAUUAGCUCCUUCGUUAUCUUCUGCAUCUUAAUAUUGUUCCAGAAUUAUUGAGUACAUUGUUCUUCAGGAAAUAUGUCUCUUAUUUUGUUGCUAUUUCAGAAGACUGCUCUCUCAAAGCUGUGUCUAUGCAAUCUUUCAAGAAUAGAGAUAAGGAGACUAAACAAAGAGUACAGCUUCUACUCCAAGAUUUAUAAUGUUGACCCAGAUGUAUUUAAUUUUUGUUAAAAAUUAGUAUAUUCAUAUUAUUUGUAUAUAUCUAACAAACACAUUUUGACUGUAUUUCUGGGCUGCUGGAUUCAUUUAUGCUCUUAUGUUACCUUUUUAAUUUCUCCAGAAUUACAUAGAAUCCUACUUGGCUGUUUCUUCACAAGAGAGUUAGCAAUUUAAAAAAUUUUAUCAACAUUUUCUAAAUUUGAAACAAUAUGACAAAGUUUUAUAUUGCUCCCUGUCUCUUAUUUUGAAGUCAUGAUUUCAUGUGAUUAGGAAAUAAAUAACAGCAAAGACAAACAUGUAAUGGGUUGCAUAUAAACAAUAAAUUUCUGAUAGGAUUUUGUUUUGUUUUUAAUUUUGAUUCACAUGUAAAUUUAUAUAUAUUUAUUGCUUGAAAAUAUUUGUGAAUGGAAUGUUAUUUUUCCUAGACUUACUUGCCAUUAAAUAUUGAGGAGUUGUGUAAUUUUAAAUACAUUACAUUUUAUAUGUGUAAAUAAAGCUAUUUAGCAUUGGACAUUAACUUUUAUUACAAUUGUUUACUGUUUAAGGAUUUUUUUCAAUGUUUGAGUUUUAAAGACUAGAUUCACUCUAUGUUCUUUUUCAAAUGUAAUGGAUAUAUGUAUUUUAUGUGUUUGUAAACAUGUAGAAAUCUCAAUAUAUCACUGUAUAUGGAAAUCAAAAAUUUUAAUUUUUAUAUCUGAUAGUUUAUUAAAAUAUUUGAUUAUUAAAUAUGAAUGCUUAUUUUUAAAGACCAUAAGUGUCUUUCAGUCUGACUAGGUUGCAGCAUAUGCAGUGACAACUGGUUAAUAAUUGCUGUUGUAAAUAGUUUUUAAGGACACAAAAAAAUUUCAAAGUUAAUAUUUUAUAAGAUGUAGAUUUUACAAAUACUUAUUUAGAAUUUGCUUUAAUGAAAAAGUUAAUGAGAAUGAUGACCUCUGUUUUAGAAUAUGAGUAUACUAAAGGACUUUUUUUCUUUUAAAUAGAACUCUUUGAAAUUCUGUGUGUUCUUACUCAUACAACCUCAUGUGUGUAGGGAGAUAAAGGUACUAAAUUUUAUUAUUAGUAUAUCUUGGCAAGGUCUAUAGAGACUUUAUUUCAUAUGAAAACAUUGCUUUUUUUAUUUAAACAAGUUUGUUUUACUGUAUAAUAAUGACAUCCCUAUUUUCUCCCAUUGCUUUGAGGUAUUUGCCUUACAGUUUCAUUUUUGUUGUUUCUGAAAUAAUUUAAAUGCAAAACAAAAUUUAUAGUGUCUGAUGGUUAACUGGUUUGAUGAUUAUAUUAUGAUUUUCCUUUAUACAAUUUGAAAUACUAUAUCAUCUUAGAACAUAUAUAUAUAUGUGUGUGUGUGUGUGUGUGUGUAAUAUUUGUAAGUCUUUAUAGUAAUGGUUAGCCAAAAUGAAGGCAAUUGUUAUAAUUUUUUUGUUGUUGUUGUUAAAAAGAAAGUACUAAAAGUAGAAUGAGAUGGCUCAGUGGAUAAAGUACUUUUUAAUAAACCUACCUACUUAAGAUUGGAUCCAGUAUUCCAGAUGGAUUCCGUAUUCCAGUGAGUUGCAGUGGCAUAUGUAUAUACACACACAAGUGAACAGUUAGAAGUACUAAAUGAUGCUAGGUGUUUUAAAUACCUAGUAGUUAAAACUAGUAUUGAAAUUCUUUCAGUUUCUCAAAUCUAGUUCCAUGAUUUUAUGAAGAAAAUUCUCAUUUUCAAACAAAUUGCAAAUCAGCCAACAAGAAAUAAAGAUUCUAGAAUUCUAAACAAAAAUUUUGCUUACUAGUUCUGAUUUACAUUACUGAAUCUUAUUUUGUAUUAAAUUCUUCAAAGCUAAUUGAUUUCUAAAAUAUCAUAAAUUUAACUAAGCAGAUUAAUCUGCACUUCAAAAAUGAGUUUUUUAUUGACUCUUACUAUAUGAAGUAUAACAAAUAGUGAUAAAAAGUAGGGGUGGACACCAAGGAAAUUCAGAAAAUUAUAAAGAUAUAUUUCAAAAUUUUGUACUGUUUCAAGCUGAAAAACUUUGAAUUUGAAAUUAAAAUUUAAAAAUACCUUCAUAGGAGUGUAGAGUCUUAAUAACCAUAGAUGUAGCAAUGCACACUUUUAGUACCAGCCCAGGUGAGUUUAUGAUAAUAAUUUCUAUGUCUUGCUUGCCAACUAAUCUAAGAAUUUGGCAAAAAGGUGAUGGUUUCUGAAGAACAACAUUCAAAGUUGAUCUCUUACCUCUACAGCAGGAGUGUACAAGUACACUCCAUUAUUAAAAACUCAGAAGGCAUAUAUUUAGGCACACAAGCACAAAAGAUGUCCUGAGUAAAUGAAAGUAUGUAUCAUCAGAUCUAAACAAUAACAAAAGACUCACUUUUAAAGAAUACUAUUGUGUUUAAUUUGGAUUCAUCGUAAAGCUCAGUAUUGAAGUUUAAAUUGUGUAUAUACGUAAUCCAGAAAAUAUGAGGGCAUGGUUUAAAACAUUGUUUAGUGUCUCACAGAAUGGGAUGCUUGGUUAAACUAAGACUUAACAUCAAUUAUGAGAGAAGGAUCUGAUGUUUCAAAUAGUACCCUCAGUAUUAUGCUUUUAGGUUUUUCCU